Molecule: messenger RNA, 1479 nt
Organism: Apus apus (common swift)
Lineage: Eukaryota; Metazoa; Chordata; Aves; Apodiformes; Apodidae
Gene: QPCT
Product: glutaminyl-peptide cyclotransferase
Exons: 7
Coding region: 209-1297 (362 amino acids)
Molecular function (GO): zinc ion binding; glutaminyl-peptide cyclotransferase activity
Source: RefSeq, a predicted model, not a curated record
GGGGAGACGAGCGGGAGAGGCUGGCAGGGCUGCGGCGCACGCAGCUGGCGCCUGGUUCUGCAGCAGCAGCAGCAGCAGCAGCCGCAGCCCUCCUCCUCCUCCUCCCUCCAGCUGGCCCUGGCUCUCCCCUUCCCGCCCCCGGGCCUUGGGAAGCGGAGGGAAGGGGCCCGCGGGGGCACUGGCGCUGCCGCGAGGGAAGAGGAGAGGGAUGGCGAGGGGCGAGGGGGCAGCGGCCGCCCCUCGCCUGCUCGGGGCUCUGUGCCUCUCCGCCCUCGCCUGCUUCCAGCUGGUGCGCGGCAGGGAAGCCGGAGCAGAGUGGACCUUGGAGAAGUAUGCUCACCAACCAAAAAUUUUACAUUCUGAUGCUAUUCAAGAAGUUGCAGCGAACACCAAUGUUUCUGAAAUGUGGGAGAAUGAUUUGCGCCCUUUCCUGAUAGAGAGAUAUUCGGGGUCACCAGGAAAUUACAUUGUACGACAGCAUAUCAAGCACCGUCUUCAAAGAUUACAGGCUGGUUGGGAAAUUGAGGAAGAUACAUUUCAGAGAUACACACCAUAUGGAUAUAAAACAUUUUCAAAUAUCAUCAGCACUCUCAACCCCUCUGCAAAACGCCAUCUAGUACUCGCUUGCCACUACGACUCAAAAUUCUUUCAACAACAAUGGCAGGAGAGAGUGUUCGUAGGAGCAACUGAUUCAGCUGUGCCUUGUGCUAUGAUAUUGGAGCUGGCACGUGCACUGGAUAACAAGCUUCAGUUAAUCAAGACCAGCUCAACGUCAAGACCAGACCUUUCACUUCAGCUCAUAUUUUUUGAUGGUGAAGAAGCCUUUGUCCGGUGGUCCCCUUCUGACUCCCUCUAUGGAUCUCAACACUUAGCUCAAAAAAUGGUAUCUACUCCACAUCCACCUGGUUCAACAACAAAUGAGCUGCAAGGCAUAGACCUGCUUGUACUACUGGAUUUAAUUGGUGCACCAAACCCUGUCUUUCCCAAUUAUUUUCCAAAAACUAUUAGAUGGUUUCAGAGGCUUCAAGCAAUUGAAGAAGGUCUACACAACAUGAACCUGUUGAAGAAUCACCUCAUUGAAAGGCAGUAUUUCCAGACUACUUCACAUCGAGGCUUAGUUGAAGAUGAUCAUAUUCCAUUUUUAUUAAGAGGGGUUCCGGUCCUGCAUCUGAUUCCAUCCCCCUUUCCUGCAGUAUGGCAUACCAUGGAGGACACAGAAGAAAACCUUGACAAACCCACUAUUGACAAUCUCAACAAAAUCCUCCAAGUGUUUGUACUGGAGUAUCUAAACCUGUGAUAGACAAAAUGGCAACAAAUUCCACUCCAUUUUAAAUACUGUUUGCUCACCUUCACAUUUGCUGUUUUAUUGCUUUGAAGAGCACUUAAGUGGCUCUUGCUAGAAUGAUUAUGAAUUCAGCUGUUCCUGACCCAGUGUAUUGUGAAAUCAAAUAAGAUAGUAUUAAAUAAGAAUUAGUUUCA